Amaranthus tricolor (Joseph's coat) is the source of this 2750-nucleotide messenger RNA. RefSeq lists its product as uncharacterized. The coding region runs from base 212 to 2008 and encodes 598 amino acids. The record is from RefSeq and is a predicted model, not a curated record. NCBI's taxonomy places the organism in Eukaryota, Viridiplantae, Streptophyta, Magnoliopsida, Caryophyllales, Amaranthaceae. The transcript is spliced from 9 exons. Gene Ontology annotation, cellular component: nucleus. Gene Ontology annotation, molecular function: transcription corepressor activity. Gene Ontology annotation, biological process: DNA-templated transcription.
CUUACACACACGAAAAGAGUGGUUCCUUUUCGUUGUCCUUAAGCCCUUUUUCAACUCCCUGAGAAACCUGACCAGCUUACCUCAAGAAGUCAAGUAUCAACUCUAAUCAUCUUUUCUAUACUCUUCUGUUCAACUAUUUUUCUAUGUGAAUUCUCGAAAAAGCUUACGAACCUUCUAGAAAUGACGGUCUAAUGCCACGUGGCAGACCUCCAUGGCGCUACUACAUAACGGCGGACUUGAACAUACUCACACUCAAGAAACAACCCGAAUUUUCCGGACCUUGGUUGAAAAAGCUGACCGCAAAUUCGCUAGGGUUCGAGACCUUCCGGCAUUCGGACCCGGGUCUACCCCUGCCCGAUACUUAAACAAGGUGUUUAAAGCUUACACUAAGCUGUGGGAUUUCCAGCGAAGAAACCGGGCCAAGUUGGUGGAGUCGGGUCUACAAAGGUGGGAAAUCGGGGAGAUCGCUUCUCGGAUCGGGCAAUUGUAUUUCGGGCAGUACAUGAGGAGUAGUGAAGUUCGGUAUUUAUUGGAGUCAUAUGUAUUUUACGAGGCAAUUCUAAAUCGUGGAUAUUUUCAAGAAAAUGGUGGGAUUAAUGUCAGGUUUAAGGAAUUAAGGUUUUAUGCUCGAUUUUUGUUGGUUGCUUUGAUUUUGAAUCGCCGUCAUGUUGUUGCUUUGCUCAUUGACCGUUUUAAAGCUCUUGUUGAUGAUAGCCGUUCUACAUUUCGGGAAACUAGCUUCCGAGAAUGGAGACAAGUGGUUCAAGAGAUUGUUCGCUUUAUAAAUGCUGAAAAGUCAUUUUCUAAUGCGCGGCCUUUGCGGUACUGUGCUAUGUUUGACACUCAUCCGGACUCAUUGCCGUAUGUGGCUCGCUUCCAUGCAAAGAAGAUUCUUAAGUUGAAAGACGCAGUGUUAACUAGCUACCACCAGAAUGAGGUUAAGUUUGCAGAAUUGACUUUAGACACCUACAGAAUGCUGCAAUGUUUAGAAUGGGAGUCGAGUGGUUCUUUUUACCAAAAACAUCAAAAUGAACCACUUCAAAAUGGUAUUCAUCACAAGGAUUUUUCUGGGACUUCUGGUUUGAUCGACAUCAAUUUGGCUGCUGAUUUGACUGAUCCUACGUUACCCCCAAAUCCAAGGAAAGCCGUUAUCUAUCGCCCUACAGCAAUGCACUUUGUUGCAGUGAUUGCAACUAUGUGUGAGGAGCUCCCGAUGGAUAGUAUUAUUCUGAUAUAUGUGUCAUCCUCCUUGGGAACCUCUAGUCCUGUUAGAUCAGAAGUUUCUAGCGGUUCUAGAAGAUAUUCAGAGAAUAAAGUGUUUCUUUCGGGUAACCAUGAUCAAAACAUGUCUAAAAAGGGAUACUUAAGCGGUUAUUACGAUAAUUCUUUGUGUUUAAGUCCACGUGGAAUCGGAGGUUCAAGUAAUCUUUACCCUGGAGAUUUACUACCGUUCACCAGAAGACCUCUCUUCUUUAUUAUUGAUAGUGAUAACAGCCAUGCAUUCAAGAUUAUUCAUGGUUCAGAAAGAGGGGAGCCUUCAGCACUGUUACUUUCUCCUUUAAGGCCAUCAUUCAAGAACCCUCCUAAUGUUGAUGCCAUUGAAAAUGGGAGUCAAUUUACUCUGUUUCUGACAUCUCCUUUGCUAGCUUUUUGCCAAUUGGUUGGUCUCUCUGAGUCUGAUAGAGAAACGGACACUUACGAUGAGGCUGAAAACAUAAUUGCGAAUGCACUUGCUAAAUGGGAGGUCAUGUUAUGCUCGUCCACAAAAAUUGAUCUUGUUUGGGCUCAAGUGCUUCCAGAUCCGUUCCUUCGCCGUAUUAUUCUUAGAUUCAUCUUUUGCCGUGCUGUGCUCACUCUCUUCCACCCCGCUGAAACAAGAGAAUCGUACAUACCUGAAUGCUUGCCACAUCUUCCCGGUUUUGUAUCACCCGAUUCAGAAGCUGUUGGUUCUUAUGUUCGACGACUUGCUGAUCACCUCAAAGUUUCUAACUCUUUCAUUUACUCGUAAUCGAAACAAGGCUUCUCUUCAGGCCUACAAAAAUUCGAGUUUUGUUCAAUAUCAGAUGAAUAGAGCUACCGAGGAAGAUUUGUGCACCACAGACUAUUCUUCCCUUUACUGUAGAGGAUGUUUUGGGUUUUUUUUAAGGGUACCGGAACUUGAUCCACAUCGAUCAUCAUGCUUUCUACUGAUUGGGUCGUUGGGUGGCUCCUUGUUUUGGUAUACCAUGUGAAAAUAGUGUGUAGGUUUUUUCUUAAUACCCUUAUUUUAAAUAGAAAUUUUUUUUUCUUGCAAUUGUAUUUAGUUAGCAAAUUGUUGUGAGACUCAUAGUGUUGUAUUUCUGAAUAUUCACAAUUACGCUAUAUUCCUUCACACUUAUGUACCAAAUAAGUUGUUCUUGCACCAAUGUAGUGGAGCGGCUCAAAGAUCAUUGCUAAAUAUGCGUGUGUUGGGUCAUUUAAAUGUUUUUAAGCUCUAAAGUAGUUGUCUUUAGACCUCGUUAAUGUUGUAAUGACUACAUGAUAAACAAACCUAGCCCGAGGGUUAUCGGGAAUCCUCUUUCGGUGCCUUCGUCAGUAUAUGACAACAAAGAGGUGAUUUGGUCUGUUCUACAAACCUCGAGCGAAGAAUAAGUAAUAAUGGAGUGUUUAUGUUGGAUGUGAGUUGUGACUUGUGAGGUUCUUUUGUCUUAAAAUUUAGAGUCUUUAAGUUUUGAUAAUGGCUGUCAGAGAAACUUAAUAUAGAGAAUUAA